Messenger RNA from Cricetulus griseus (Chinese hamster), 1058 nucleotides. The record is from RefSeq and is a predicted model, not a curated record. NCBI's taxonomy places the organism in Eukaryota, Metazoa, Chordata, Mammalia, Rodentia, Cricetidae.
GAUCCGCAGCGUCUCUGGGGCACUUUCCUGCGUCCCCUGCUGAUUGUGCGACCCCCGGGUAGCCCCGGCAAUCUCCAAGUGAGAAAGUUCCUGGAGACCACGUUGCGGUCGCUAUCAGCAGGCUGGCACGUGGAACUGGACCCUUUCACAGCCUCAACACCCUUGGGGCCAUUGGACUUCGGGAACGUGGUGGCCACACUUGACCCAGGAGCUGCCCGUCACCUCACCCUGGCCUGCCAUUAUGACUCCAAGUUCUUCCCUCCUGGGUCACCUCCCUUUGUGGGGGCCACAGACUCGGCUGUGCCCUGUGCCCUGCUUCUGGAGCUGGCCCAGGCCUUUGAUGUGAUGCUGAGCAGAGUCAAGCAGCAGCAGCAGGCAGCACCCGUGAGCCUGCAGCUGAUCUUCUUUGACGGGGAGGAGGCGCUGAGAGAGUGGGGACCACGGGACUCGCUUUAUGGCUCCCGGCACUUAGCAAUCCCACACAGCCCCGGCCCCACUAGGAUCCAGGCUAUUGAGCUCUUUGUUCUUCUUGACCUCCUGGGAGCGCCCAGUCCAAUCUUCUUCAGUCACUUCCCCCGCACAGCCCGCUGGUUCCAACGACUGAGGAGCAUCGGGGUCCAGGUGCUCCACCUCAUUGCCACGCCCUUUCCUGCUGUGUGGCACACUUUUGCUGACACGGAGGACAACCUCCACCCACCCACCGUGCACAACCUGAGCCGCAUCCUCGCUGUGUUCCUGGCUGAGUACCUGGGACUCUAGCCUGCAGACAGAUACUUUGGAAGGAUCUUUCACACCUAGCUGUGGGACAUGAGAGGACACCUUGAGCCAGUGCGGGGUGGCCAGGCUCACCUCAGAUAGUAUGCUACAACCACCUCAAACCACUGCAUUUCAAGGUCAUGCCAGAAAAACUGAGGAAACGAGGAAGCCAAAGGCAUAGUUUUGGCGUCUGUUCUGAAGUAAACAGACUGGUCUGGAAGUUCCCAGGGAUCAAAUGAUGUAACAUAGGCUGGCAAUUGGGCCAGCACCACCAACCAAAUGAAUCCUCUCUCUGUAGCUAA